Bombus impatiens (common eastern bumble bee) is the source of this 3067-nucleotide messenger RNA. RefSeq lists its product as uncharacterized. Bases 1035 to 1814 code for a protein of 259 amino acids. The record is from RefSeq and is a predicted model, not a curated record. The transcript has 5 exons. NCBI's taxonomy places the organism in Eukaryota, Metazoa, Arthropoda, Insecta, Hymenoptera, Apidae. Gene Ontology annotation, biological process: vesicle-mediated transport; G protein-coupled receptor signaling pathway. Gene Ontology annotation, cellular component: neuron projection; membrane.
AACCCACGUUUCAGUUUGUCGCGUGUGCUGGCACGGCGCGCAUAUCGUUCCGCGAAUCUCGGUAAACGAUGUCGAGAAAUAUGUGGAUCGUUUCGACGAAAAAAAACGCGUGCAACGCGAUCGUUUCGACCGACAAGUACGUGUCUCAUGCGUUUCGUUUCACGUGAAUUUUCGCGGAGAGAAGACAAAGCUAUCAUCGAGGGGAAACAAAAAUCGAACACGAUACAAUCGCGAUAUCGAUACGAAUUCGUGAAAAUACAGAAGCACGAUCACAUCUAUCAGGUUCAUAAUCUGAGAAUAAGCUUCGUUCGAUUAAUUGACGUAUUAUGUCACAUUCCCGUACAAUCUGCCGUCGCAAACACGAAUGAUUCCGAACUCUGUAUCAAUCGUCGACCGUUUGGUUGCGUCGUGAAUCGUUUUAAUCUAUUGCCACCGGCUGCAUCGGUAUCAUUCGUCAUAAUUCGUGUUACGGUGGAAUGUGGCCAAUCAGAAGCAGUAUUUUCGAUAAUUUUCCUGGAAACAAGACAAAAGCCAACCGCAAUUACCCCGAAUAUGAAGAGACAUUGUGUUCGCAGCUCACAGUCAGCGGUUCGUGCGGUUGUAUUUCGACUAAUACAGAUCGUGUGAAUAUCGUUCGCUCGAUAUUCCUAAUUUAACGAUAAGAAUAUCGUCGAUCCAUCUCCUAUGAAAAUCCUGAUGAAAGAAGAAAAUCUCGUUCGUCGUGGCGUUCAGUAUAAAAUGUUGUUCGCGUGUUUGAUCGUUCUCCAAUACUCUUUGUUCCAAACCAACGUCGGAUUAAGUCAUUCCUUCAAAGUCAAAGGAAAAACCGAUGGAAUCUCGUAUCGAUGUAAAGCUGAUCCUUGUUACCCAGACGGAUAUUAUAAAAUAUUUAUAUUAUAAAACGCACGGUAUUUACGGUGUUCCCUUAGUGUUUACGUAGAAAACAACUUGCAGCAUUCGCAGAUAUCGUACGGCUAUAUUGUUAAUUGCCUUGUGGCAAUUAGCAAUCAAACGGUACUCAUUAGAGCGAAAUAAUGACGGAUUCGCCAAUACCGUCGGUCAGCAACAUUCAGAGUCGCACUCAUACCGCAAGCCAGUCUCAAGUUCAAACGCAAAUUCAAGAUGACAAGAACGAGAAAACGGAGAAGGCUGUUCUUUUGCAAAUUCAAGAGAUCAACAACCAAGUGGCGCAAUUCCGCGAUCUGCUGAUAAACAUCGGCCAACCACGAGACUGUCCGGAACUUCGAGAGAAAAUUCGGAGAUUACGACGACAUUGCGUAGAAGCGUGUAGAAACACGUCCCAGCUCAUACUGCCACAAGUACGAAGAACAACGGAUAUCGGGAUCCCUGUUGACUGCCCAAAUUUGAUGCUGCUCUUUUAUGUUGUACAAUUAUUCCUGCGCGAGCUCUGCAAAAGUAAGAACCUCAUCCGCAUCGUGCCGAUGGAUAUGACGGAAUAUUACGAAACUCGAGCCGGGCCAUCCAACAUCGGCAACGUGAUCUCGCAGAUAGUCCUCUGUAAGCAGAUCACACCGGAUUUCUACGAGGAAGAAUUGUGCAGCAUCCAAAAGGACUCCGAGGAAAUUCGAGGCUUGAUGAACGAACUGCAAGAAUUUAUGCCCCAGUCGGGUGGCGAUAUAGAAAAGUACUCGGCUUUACAGAGUGCCGGAAGUAGGGGUAACCGUCCCAACGGCAGACGGAUGCAUCGAUGGAACCAAAGCCACGAAAGGCCUAGCAGGCCUACCAGACAAUCGUCCUACUUUCACGGAGCUUUGAAUCUCUUUUGUUGCGCCGCAAGAGCCAACUAUGUUUAAUCGAACUAAACGUAUUUGCCCACAUUUUUCUCUUAAAGAAAUCGUUUCACAAAAGUUUUUAAUAAUUUAUAUGCCUAAUUUCCUUUCGUUUUUAAUUUUCUAUCUGUAAAUUUUAAGAAUAAGCGAUAAAAGGAGAACAAAUUUUCGCUAUAUUUUUAAAUCAAAAGGAUAUUCAACUCUAGUCGAUUAGUCGAUAAGAAACCUGAUACUGAAGCUUUAUUUAGUUCAUAAGUACGGAUCUCUAAAUAUAGAAACAUAUUGGGUAUUUUUAUAAAAAAGUUUCAUUUACUGCGGAAUCGUUUAAAUAUAUUGAAAAAUCUGACUUAAACUUACGGUGCAAGUGAGUUGUUGCAUUGUUGAUCGACCACUCGGUUCCAUAAAAUUAUGAAGACAGAUCGAUUUCUUGAUAAAAUUUAAUUAGACUUUCUCUCGUCCAUCGAUCAACACCAACGGCAUAAUAGCAUCUAGCAUUUAAAGGAAAAAAGAGUCAAUGUAAAAACAAUCAUUAUAGAUGUGACAUUGUCGUUUAUUUGUGUAUUUACUACUCGAAAUCCGAACUGUGAUGAACGAGCUCAAAUUUAUCGCUGAUCGGAUAGCAUAUAAGAAACUAUGCAUCACGUUGGAAAGUAGGAAAAUAAAUGCCAACUGAAUUGGACGUUGAUCAUUCCAAUAGUGGACCAAUGUGAACCACGUAUCGCCCAUAUGCACAAUAAGAGUAACGCAAUUAAAAAGAAUUUAUACUUUGAGAAUUUAAUCGUAUUAGUCUCUGACAGUAUUCCAUCUUUAUCUAAUUAUAUUUCAUAAAAAUCAUGAUACGUUCGUAUCUUUUCAUUAUUGUCAUAUAUAUAAGGUCGUUAUUUAUACAUAAGUUAAUAAAAAUGAAACAUUUCACGCUUUUAACUCGUGUCAUUUUUUAUAACAAAUUGGCGAUACGGUUCUAUAAACGGUUCAUUUUAAUGUUAAAUGUAUUAUUAUAUGAAAUUGAAAAAAGAUAUAUGUAUAUGUGAAAUCUAUAUAUACACACAUACAUCUAUAUGUAUACACGUUACAUUGAACCGUAUAAAAGUAUAUAUAAUGUUGGUUUUACGGCCACGUAUCAAUAAACGAUAAUAAUUAUUAAUUAUCAUCGUUUCAUUGUUCACGGUAUUAAACGUAAUUGACUCCUUCCGCUAGUGACGCUUCGACAUCUUUUGUAUUACUAUUUACGUUCGACUUCAAUUAUCGACACGGAGAAUAUUAGUGUAUGGCGCAAA